This is a messenger RNA of Striga asiatica, 634 nucleotides long. NCBI's taxonomy places the organism in Eukaryota, Viridiplantae, Streptophyta, Magnoliopsida, Lamiales, Orobanchaceae. The record is from the annotation of a GenBank genome assembly.
AUGGCAUUUGCAGGUACAUCCCAGAAAUGCACAGCGUGCAGCGGUACCGUCUAUCUCAUGGACCGACUUGCAGCUGAUAGCCGCCUGGGAAACUUUAACUCCUUUGAUGGGGUUCUCUACUGCAGGCCUCAUUAUGAUCAGCUCUUCAAGAGAACUGGCAGUCUCGACAAAAGUUUCGAAGGGACACCGAAAAUCGUGAAACCCGAAAAGGUUAUUGAAAAUGAGAAUGCAAGCAAGGUGUUAAGCAAGUUUGGUGGUACAAAGGACAAAUGUGUGGGUUGUAACAAGAUAGUUUACCCCAUUGAGAAGGUGACGGUGAACGGGACUCCAUACCACAAGAGCUGCUUCAAAUGCUGCCAUGGAGGGUGCACCAUAAGCCCAUCAAACUAUAUAGCGCAUGAGGGUAGGCUCUACUGCAAGCACCACCAUAAUCAACUUGUUAAGGCUAAAGGAAAUUAUAGCCAGCUUGAAACUGAAUUAUGAGCAUUUUUCUUUUCUUUCUUUCAGUCCAUACAUCCUUUUUGUAAUCCCUUUUCUUCUUCAUUUGUAUCAUCUUGUCAAAAUCUUGAAGGUUGCUUUUGGUUUUGGGUUCGAUAACUGUUAUUAGUUUGCCUUUCUCAAGUUUCUUGUUAAU